AUGCCCGCAAAUAUCGUGUACCCUGUACCUGAGAGGCGUUACCGUCUCGUCCGCCCCAGGACGCUGGCCACCUGGAGGGCUGGCGAGGCGAGGCGAGGUGGAGUGCAUUUUUUCCGCCGCCGCCGACACCGCCAGGCAGGAAGGCAGGCUGUGUGCGUCUGCGUGCGUGCUCCUCCCUCACGGCCGCGAGCCUCACGCGCAUCCUUCCUCCUCCUCCUCGACCUCAUCCACCACCACCACCACCACCGCCGCCGCCGCCGCCAUCCUCCUGGCCUGCAUCGGAGCAGACCGUCGUCCUCGCACGCGAGGCCGCAUCGACACGGUCCACAAACCGCAUCCUCGCCGACGAAGACGUCUGCUCGUUCCGCCUCGUCCGCCGACGACCCUUCCGCUGGACGCCGCAGGGGACGCCUCUGCCUCCCCAUCCCCAUGACAGUCUCGCCCGAGCCUGCCAGUCAGGCGGGCGAGCCUCGGCCUCCCGGGAGCGCCCAGACGGUGGCCGUCAACAUCGUCGACACGCCGGCCAACGCCGGCCGCCGCUUCCAGCUCGGCGUCAGCGAAUGCGUCGAGACCAAGACCGUCACCACCACGACACGGCUGACGAGAAAGUUUCCCCACGUCUUCGUCCGCAACCCCACGCCGCUCGCGAGCCUCGACAGCAAGGAGUAUCCGCUCGCGACGAAACCGACCCCCCCCGAGCUGCUGCAGUUUCAGUACAGCGUUGCCGGCCACGACCUGGACGACCACGCCGACGUCGCCGACGCCGCCGCCCUAAAGCGUCGGCCGACGACGAGCCUCGUGAGCAGGGCCUCGUCCCCGCCUCGAUGUGGCAGCCUCCCGCUGACGCCUCGUCCCCCGCAGAUGAAGCAGGCAUGCACCGAUGGCGCGACGCUGACGCCGGUGAAGAAGGAAGACCUCGCCCGGGAGACGCCUCCGUCGGCCUCGACCAGACCGUGCCGUCAGCCCGUCUCCUCGCCGUCCGAUCUGUACGCCCGACGCACGCGGCAGACGCGCGCCAGCCUUGCCGCAUCCCCGACGACGGCGACAAAGGCCGCUCCCGCGCCCCCACCGACACUCCCUCCCUUCUUCCGACCCUCGCACCGCAUCGCUCGAUCCUCCCACCUGCAGGCCGUGUCCGACAAGCUUCGCCGCUCCCUCACCCAGGCCGGCCCCUCGAGCAAGGGGGACCGCACCGGCGGUGGCACCAGCAAUGGCACCGGCGAAGGCAUCGCCUCGAACGACCAAGCCGGAGCCGGUGCCCAUGACGACCCGACCAGGGGAGCCUCUGGCUUCCCGGCCACGCCCGACGCCUCGGAGCUGAUGGCCUCCUUCCUCGACCGGCCGCCUCCGCACCUCCCGCACCAGCUCGAGCCGGAUCCGUUCCAGAACUCGCCGCCCGAGUCGGCGCCGAGCAUGUCCCUCCCCGAAGCCUGCGACGCCCAGAGUCCCGUCGGCAACGUCGCGACGCCGCCCAUCACCGACGCCGACGUCGAGCCCUUCGCCGACGCCGACGAAACGCUACCGCCGCCGCCGCCGGCCCAGCAGCCGCCGGCCAUCGACGUCGCCGCGGCCCAGGACGGCAGCCUUCCUAGUCCGAGGCUGUCACCAACCCUCGCCGCCUCGCAGCCGGCCCUGGCGGCGCCCGACGAGGAUGCCGCCGACGAGCUGCCGACGUCGGUCGAGCACCGCUCCUGGAUGGACCCGGCGAGGCUCAAGCGAGAGUUGGACUCGAUGCCGAUGACGUCCCGCCACGAGUUUGACGCGAGGCGGCUGAUGAGGCACCCCGGCCGGUCCGACGCCCCCGUCAUCCUCGACACGCAGACGCUGCUCGAGUCCUUCGACUCGAUGAAGAACGAGAUGAAGACGUUCAUCAUGUACCAGUUCCUUCGCCGCUGCAACCGAUCCACCCUCCGCGUCAUCGCCGACACGGUCAACCCCGCGCUCAAGUGCGACUUCCUCCGCCGCCUCCCCGUCGAGCUCGGCUUCCACAUGCUGUCCUACCUCGGCUGCCAAGACCUCUGCCGCGCCGCCCAGGUGUCCAAGCAAUGGCGGCACAUCAUCGACGGCAACGAGACGGGGUGGAAGGAGCUCUUCGACCGCGACGGCUUCGUCCUCCCCCCCGGCGAGCUCGGCAAGGCCAUCGUCCAGGGCUGGGGCUGGCAGGACCCCGAGGGGGCCGCCGGCUACGAGCGAGACCUGAGCAUGAACGACCGGCUGAAGUCGUCCGACUUUGAGCUCACGCGCAUCCUCCGCAGCGGCGUGCCCAAGUCGAGGGCGACGAAGCGCAAGCGCGCCCUCAACAGCUACUCGGCCUCGGAACGAUCGAAGCGACGGCUCGCCGCCCAGGACGCGACGCCGUCGAGGCUCGUCGCCGCCGAGGCCGAGGUGAGGCAGCACAAGUCGGAGGGUCCGCUCUCGGCCGCGAGCGCCGCCGCGAGCGCCGUGCCCGACCCCCAGCUCGGCCUGCCGAGCCUUCGGCAGAUGCACCUCUACAAGUCCCUCUACCGCCGACACUACAUGAUCCGCCGCAGCUGGACCAGCGGCGACGUCAAGCCCGCCCACGUCGCCUUCGCCGCCCACCCGCGGCACGUCAUCACCUGCCUGCAGUUCGACGACGACAAGAUCAUCACGGGCAGCGACGACACCCUCAUCCACAUCUACGACACCAAGACGGGCAAGCUGCGGACGAAGCUCGAGGGCCACGAGGGCGGCGUCUGGGCGCUGCAGUACGAGGGCGACAUCCUCGUCUCGGGCUCGACGGACCGCUCCGUGCGCGUCUGGGACAUCAGCCGAGGCCUCUGCCAGCAGGUCUUCUACGGUCACACUAGCACUGUCCGUUGCCUGCAGAUCCUCAUGCCGACGGAGACGGGCCGCGACGCCACGGGCCGCCGCGUCAUGCAGCCCGAGAAGCCGCUCAUCAUCACGGGCUCCCGCGACAGCCAGCUGCGCGUCUGGCGCCUGCCCGAGGUCGGAUCCCGGCGGUACAUCCAGACGCACCCGCCCGCGCACGAGUCGGACUGCCCCUACUUCAUCCGCGUCCUCACGGGGCACACGCACUCGGUCCGCGCCAUCUCGGCGCACGGCGACACCCUCGUCAGCGGCUCGUACGACGGCACCGUCCGCGUCUGGCGCAUCAACACGGGCGACCCGCUCCACGUCCUCCGCGGACACUCCCAGAAGGUGUACUCGGUCGUGCUCGACCACGCGCGGAACCGGUGCAUCUCGGGCUCCAUGGACUCGCUCGUCAAGAUCUGGGAUCUCGCCACGGGCGCCUGCCUCCACACCCUCGAGGGGCACACCCUCCUCGUCGGCCUCCUCGACCUGCGGGACGAGAGGCUCGUCUCGGCCGCCGCCGACUCGACGCUGCGCAUCUGGGAUCCCGAGACGGGCCGGUGCCGGAACACGCUGAUGGCGCACACGGGCGCCAUCACCUGCUUCCAGCACGACGGCCAGAAGGUGGUGAGCGGCAGCGAGAAGACGGUCAAGAUGUGGGACGUGCGCAACGGCGAGUGCGUCCAGGACCUCCUGACGGACCUUAGCGGCGUCUGGCAGGUCAAGUUUGACGGCCGCCGCUGCGUCGCCGCCGUCCAGCGCGACCAGCUGACCUACGUCGAGAUUCUCGACUUUGGCGCCGUACGAGACGGCCAACCGGCGCAAAACUUGGGCAAACGCGUCCUCCUCAACGAGCACGAGGUGCGAGACAUCACCGACGAAGGCGCCGCGUGA
Drechmeria coniospora is the source of this 3726-nucleotide messenger RNA. RefSeq lists its product as uncharacterized. Gene Ontology annotation, biological process: ubiquitin recycling; proteasome-mediated ubiquitin-dependent protein catabolic process. Gene Ontology annotation, cellular component: nucleus; cytoplasm. The record is from RefSeq and is a predicted model, not a curated record. NCBI's taxonomy places the organism in Eukaryota, Fungi, Ascomycota, Sordariomycetes, Hypocreales, Ophiocordycipitaceae. Bases 1 to 3726 code for a protein of 1241 amino acids. Gene Ontology annotation, molecular function: ubiquitin binding. The transcript has 2 exons.